CCACUUCAUAUAUUGACAAAACCCCAUCAAUUUAGAGAGAGGAUUAUGAAUGUGGAGAGGGAAAAUCUAGGUGGGUUUUCAGAGAAAUUAAAGAAAGAAGCAAAAUAUGAAGUUUUUUCUUUCUUGGUCUCUGUAGUUUUGAAGUUGAAAUUCCUUAUUCUUCUGAUCCUACCAAACAAGGACAAAUCAAUGGCGACAAAAACAUACCCUUGUAUUGUCUGUCUCUAACGCAGCCAUGGAAAAGUCGUUCCGGACAAACCCUUUGAUUCCAGGGUGCUCUGUUUCUUCAUCAAAACCCCUCCACGCUUUUCUUUCAACCCAACACUCUCCCUUCUUCUAUGAAAUUGAAUCUCUGUUUCGUUUAGCUGAGAUAGACCAUUUCUUCUUCUUUGUUCCUUUCUGGGUUUGAGGGAAAUUCAGCUUUUUCUCUACCAACUACCCACCAGAUCGUUUUGUUCAUCUUCUGGUACUUUAAUGGCAGGAAUGUUUAAUGGGGAGGGAUCCUCGUCGGUAACUUCGUCGCCUUUGCAGCUCUUUCCGUGGUCGUUAUCGCCCGGUAUAGGAUCACCUUACCCUUUUCUAAGGGAGCUCAAAUCUGAAGAGAGGGGCUUGUGUCUGAUUCACCUUCUUCUUGCCUGUGCCAACCAAGUUGCUAUUGGUAACAUUGAAAAUGCUAAUGUUGGCCUUGAGCAAAUUUCCCACCUUGCUUCGCCCGACGGGGACACAAUGCAGCGGAUUGCUGCUUACUUCACUGAGGCACUCGCCGAUCGAAUACUUAAAUCCUGGCCUGGCUUACACAAAGCCUUGAACUCUACCAAAAUAUUGUCGGUCCCUGAAGAGAUUCUUGCCCAGAGAUUGUUCUUUGAAUUGUGUCCUUUCCUGAAGCUUGCAUAUGUGAUAACUAAUCAGGCUAUUAUAGAAGCCAUGGAAGGAGAAAGGAUGAUUCAUAUUAUUGAUUUCAAAUCUUGUGAACCUGCUCAGUGGAUAAACCUUCUUCAGACAUUGAAGGAUAGGCCAGAUGGUCCACCCCACUUGAGAAUAACUGGUAUUCAUGAACAGAAGGAAGUGUUGGAACAAAUGGCUCUUCGGCUUACUGAAGAGGCUGAAAAAUGGGAUAUACCAUUUCAAUUCACCCCAGUUGUUAGCAAAUUAGAAAACCUUGACCUUGAAAGUUUAAGGGUCAAGACAGGUGAAGCACUUGCAGUUAGCUCUGUACUUGAACUUCACUCGGUUUUGGCUACAGAUGACGACAAGAAAACGUCCCCAUCUGCAUCGAAGAACUUGCAAAAACUCCUACGUAUGAAGCAGCGAACACUUGGAGAGUGGCUCGAGACGGAUUCAUUGCAAGUUUUUAGUAGCCCGGAUUCAGCCUCAGUAUCUUCCCCAUCAGGAUUGAAUCCUUCCCAAAAGAUGAACAGUUUUUUGACUGCACUAUGGGGCCUUUCUCCUAAAGUUAUGGUAAUAACUGAACAAGAAUCAAACCUGAAUGGAUCUGCUUUCAUGGAGAGAGUACUAGAAGCACUAAACUUCUAUGCUGCAUUGUUUGAUUGCUUAGAGUCAACGGUGUCGCGAUCAUCUAUAGAGCGACAAAGGGUUGAGAAGAUGCUUUUAGGAGAGGAAAUAAAAAACAUCAUUGCUUGUGAGGGAGCGGAGAGGACGGAGAGGCACGAAAAGCUCGAGAAAUGGAUGUUGAGGCUCGAAUCUGUGGGGUUCGGAAAGGUUCCAUUGAGUUAUCAUAGUAUGUUAUUGGGAAGUAGAUUGUUGCAGAGCUAUGGAUAUGAUGGGUAUAAAAUCAAAGAAGAGAAUGGAUUUUUGUAUAUCUGCUGGCAAGAUAGGCCUCUUUUUUCAGUUUCAGCUUGGGGGUUUCAUAGGCAAAGCUGAUGAUGAUGAUAGAUAUAAUUUCACUGCAAAGGAGGAUUUGAAUGCCUUUUAACUUUCUUCUUCUUUUUGUAAUCAAUUUUUAUUGGCAUAAAUGGUGCUCAAAACUUCACUUCCUCAGCAAAUGCAUAUUGUAACAAGGUUCUUCAGUUUCUCUUUUCCUUUUUUUUUUUUAGGCAUUUGGUUUUAUUUAUUCUCUCGAAGUUUUCUUUUUUGAGCUCAUCGUUGUUGUACAUACAGCAUUAAUAGUCGAGGUUCAGGUUUUUGUUAUCUAAA
Benincasa hispida (wax gourd) is the source of this 2154-nucleotide messenger RNA. RefSeq names its product scarecrow-like protein 3. The record is from RefSeq and is a predicted model, not a curated record. Lineage: Eukaryota; Viridiplantae; Streptophyta; Magnoliopsida; Cucurbitales; Cucurbitaceae.